GAGUGGUGCAAGACUCUCCAGCAGAUAUCAUCCUAGGAAUGAACUUUAUGUACAAAUACAAUGCAGUAGUAGAUAUGAAAGGAAGGCAAUUUGCUCUACAAAAUGACCAGACAGGACAGUUAGUCAUUGUACCCUUGGAAAUGGGAGGACCAAUCUACUAUAAUCCAGCAGGUGUCAAUAAAGGGCCAAAGAGUUAUACAUGCAUACAAGGAUUUAUGCCAGAGAAUGAUGUUCAACCAUGUGAAAAGUGUAAGGAUAAGGCAGAUGAAAAUGACAGAUUUGAGUCAGUAAGGUCCAGUUUUAUCAGAGAAAAGAAAGCAGUCCAUGCAAAUUCUUGGAAGAAGGAUAGUGAUGCAGUAGAUAGAGCUUAUGAAUUGUAUCUGAAAGGAGCCCAGUUGAAGCCCAAUAGUCAGGCGGUGAAGGGAAAUAUCACCUUAGGAGAAUUAGGUGAUGAUUGGACCCAAUAUCAUCCUGAGUGGAGACCAACGAAGGUUAAGUGA
Molecule: messenger RNA, 500 nt
Organism: Paraglomus occultum
Lineage: Eukaryota; Fungi; Glomeromycota; Glomeromycetes; Paraglomerales; Paraglomeraceae
Source: the annotation of a GenBank genome assembly